AUGAAUGUCAACACACAAUGCCCACUAACUCACUCUCAAUUGCUGAACGACAACCCAAUUGUAGAGCUAAGUCCCGCCACGUUUGGUGGUAGACGUUUUAAAUCGAUAUCACUCCAGGGCAAUCAUCUUAUAAGUAUAGAGAGCUACACACUGGGAGGCAUGCUGCUGACUGUUUGUUUCAGCCCAAAGUUUUGUCUCCCUAGUUGUUGCCUCCCCAGUUGAUCUCCCAUGUGUUGCCUCCCCUGUUGUUGUCUCCCCAGUUGUUGCUUCACCAUUUGCUAUCUUCCCCAGAUGUUGUCUUCCUUGUUGUUGCUGCCUCCUCAGUUGUUGCCUCCCCAGUUGAUGCCUCCCAUGUGUUGCCUCCCCUGUUGUUGUCUCCCCAGUUGUUGCUUCACCAGUUGCUAUCUUCCCCAGUGUUGUCUUCCUUGUUUUAAGCUCCCAUGUUGUUGCCUACCCAGUUGUUGCCUCCCCAGUUGUUGCCUGGGCAGUUGUUGCCUCCCCAGUUUUUGCCUCCCCUGUUUCUGCCUCCUCAGUUGUUGCCUCCCCGUUGUUGCCUCCCCGCUGGUGCCACUGUCCUGCCUCUAA
Asterias rubens (European starfish) is the source of this 585-nucleotide messenger RNA. RefSeq names its product keratin-associated protein 4-7-like. Gene Ontology annotation, cellular component: keratin filament. NCBI's taxonomy places the organism in Eukaryota, Metazoa, Echinodermata, Asteroidea, Forcipulatida, Asteriidae. The record is from RefSeq and is a predicted model, not a curated record.